Eubalaena glacialis (North Atlantic right whale) is the source of this 2403-nucleotide messenger RNA. RefSeq names its product family with sequence similarity 217 member B (gene FAM217B). The transcript is spliced from 4 exons. The record is from RefSeq and is a predicted model, not a curated record. The coding region runs from base 284 to 1435 and encodes 383 amino acids. NCBI's taxonomy places the organism in Eukaryota, Metazoa, Chordata, Mammalia, Artiodactyla, Balaenidae.
GCGCCGCAGUCCGGCCUCCCGCCCCGGCCCGGGAAGGAAGGCCGGCGGCCGCGUCACGUGUCCUCGGCGAUCGCGAAACAGUUCCGGUGGUAAGGAGUCCUUUCCAAAUAUAAGAGGAAUAAAGAAGUUACUUCCCCCGCUGCCAUCAUCUCCCAACAGACUGAGCAAGAAUAUUUUGAGCACUACAGCAAAGACAGUCCAUCAAACCCUAGAUGAUGAUCAGCCGUGUGACUUUUUCAAGAAAGGGAAUAGGGUGAAUAAAUCUUAUCAGAAAAGCAGCAAUAUGAAUGCAGGCCCCUCUUGGAAUAAAGUACAACGUCCAAAGAAUUCAAGAAAAAGGCAGAAUAAAUCCCAAGUCCCCUACGUCUCGUCCCAGCUGAAAAGCAGUCUCGGAGGAUGUGUCCCCCAACCAACUGAGGAUAAACUGAAGGAAAGCAUUUCCCCGGAAGGAAACCCCAAAAGGAGUCCCCUUGGCUACAGGUGUCGGGGGUCCUCAGGGAACAAGUUGUUUCUGGACUUUCAGACGAUGAAAAUUGUCAAAGAAGAUGCUGAGGAGGACAGUGCCAGUGAUCUCUCUGAUUCAGAAAGAAUCCCCGUCCCCCCUUCUCCCCUCACGCCUCCAGAUCUUCACCUUCGAGCCGAAGAGAUUGAUGCGGUUCACUUCGAUCUGCACCCAGGGCAGGGUCCCACCCAGCCCGAAUACUGUUACCCCGACUUCCUCCCGGCCCCGUGUAACUCCUGGGACCUGCGGGACAUGGCUGUGCUCCUGCACUCUGAGCGCAGGACAGAGGCCGUGCCCAGAACCGCGGGGCUGCUGGGGAAGUACGUCGACAGGCUUGUCCAGCUCGAGUGGCUACAGAUCCAGACUGUCCAGUGCGAGAAAGGAAAGGGGGCCAAGGCGAGGCCUCCCACUGCGCCUGGGACCUCGGGGGCUCUGAAAAGCCCUGGGAGAAGCAAGCUGAUUGCCAGCGCUCUGUUCAGGCCUCAGCAGGAAGGGCCUCCAAAGUCAGGCCCUUCACGAAAGAAAGACGUGCACCGCGAAGACGUCCAUCCGUCCUAUUACACAUGUGAGGCUUCCACCAAACCCCUCGAUGUGCUGAGUAGCAGCCGACUGUGUUCUCAGAAGCAAACCCUGGACGUGCAGACAGAGGAGAAGAGAAAGAAAUCCAACAAGAGCUCCAAGCUGCAGCACUGGCAUCUGUCCUGCGGGGACGGCGGCGACCCUAAGAUCGAGAGCAGCCUGAACCUUCGCUUUCCCAGGCAGCCAGCGGUGAUCGGGGACUCCACGGACACCUACAAGGCCUCCAGAGCGCCAGCACAUGCAAGUCUUAAGAAAAAGGGAAAUGCAAAUAAUUGUGCUCGAGCCACUAUAUCCAGCGAGAAAAAGCUCAAAACAAAUGGAGUAAAACCAAACACACACAAAUUCAAAUCAUAACUGAGAUGAUGAAUUGCAAGGACCUGCAGGUGCCUCAGUAUUAGAGCGCUUCCAAAGGUUACAAUACUGUGAAUUUUAAGAGACUUUGGGAUUACUGACACUGAAGAGGUUGACCAGUUCUUUAGUCCACGCCACGCCCACCCAAGCCACAACAGGGUCGUUUCCAAAGAAGGGUGUCUUUCAGUAACCAUAUUUUGCGUUGACAGUCUUAGGCAAAUGAGAGCCCUUCAGAUAAAAAUUAACCAAGGUCUGUGCCACAUAAAGAAAUAAAACGACAGCUCUCCAAGGGAAGAGUGGACUAAACUUCUGAAACCUCAGCCAGGCCACGUACAGCGUAUGUAAACUAGUGCAUACUGCUUCAAACGGUGUAGAAUCCUGAAUGUCUGAAGUAGGGCUCUCUGCAUCCUUAUCCUAAACUAUUCAAGCAGAAGGUCCGGGCAUCUCACUCCUGGGGAAGCUUCGGCUCUUCCUCGAGUUACGGAGCAGCUAUUAUGAGCAAAGUCAUUUAUCACUAAGCUGCCUGCUCCUUCCAGACAGUGGAAUCUAGUGCUUUCAAACACUUUCCCUGACGUGGGUUUAAAAAAAAUCAAGGCCUUUUCAAUUCGGAGGUGGUGGCGAAGUCCAUUUCUAUAUUCUCUAAGCUGAAGUUAAAAUAGCGUGCAGGCUUCGUCCCAGUGGACGUCGGCGGGUCUGAGCACGGUUGUUAGCACGUGAUGGGAGGAAGAAUGAAACAGUUGGCACCAGAAUCCCCGGCAUGUGUGGCUUCUCUGAAGAGGUGCCGGGGAAAAAGCAUCAGAAUGAUGAUCUGUCUUCAUUUGCGAGAGCAGGACUUUAUAAUCUUGCUGGAGGGCGGACCACGGAUCAAGUUACUGAAUGUCUUAACCUCCUCACCUGGCCCUGCGGCUUCCUGACUCCCCUGAAUGCUUCUUAUUUAACCGCUGUUAAGUCACAUCUACUUGUCCCUAUGG